AAGAAGGCGGCCGCCCAUUGGCUGCGGGGGCCGCCGGGCUGAGCGCUGUGGGGCGAAGCAGCGACCCGGCCCGAUCGCGAUCCCGAUCCUUAUCCCGAUCGCGAGCCCGGGGCCCGGCCCGGCCCGGCUGCCCCGGCCAUGCUGUCGUGGGGAGCGGUGGGCGGGCGGGCGCUGCGCUGGGCGAGCGGGCGGGCCCCGGCCCGCGGGUUCCGCGCCUCGCCGCGGGCGCGGAUCGCCAUGCCCAGCUGGGUCAUAGACCGGUACGGCAGCAACGAGGUGCUGCGCUUCACCAGGGAGAUGAUGUUCCCCAUCAUACACUUCCCGAACGAGGUCAUCAUUAAGGUUCACGCUGCGAGCCUGAACCCCAUCGACCUCAGCAUGAGAAGUGGUUAUGGUGCAACUGCGUUAAAUAUGAAGCGGGAUCCCCUGAAACUCAAAACCGGCGAGACUGAAUUUCCUCUAACGCUUGGUCGGGAUGUCUCUGGUGUUGUCAUGGAAUGUGGACUGGGUGUGUCUUAUUUCAAACCUGGAGAUGAGGUGUGGGCAGCAAUUCCCCCAUGGAAACAAGGCACUCUGUCAGAGUUUGUGGUAGCUAGUGGAAACGAGGUAUCUUUUAAGCCAAAGUGUCUCAGUCACACAGAAGCUGCUGCCUUACCAUAUGUUGGUCUUACUGCGUGGUCUGCACUUAACCAAGUGGGAGGACUGAACCAAAGUAAUUGUAGUGGGAAAAGAAUAUUAAUAUUAGGAGCUUCAGGAGGAGUUGGUACAUUUGCUGUACAGCUAAUGAAGGCCUGGGAUGCUCACGUGACAGCGGUUUGCUCUCAUGAUGCCAGCACACUGGUGAAAAAGCUUGGAGCAGAUGAUGUGAUUGAUUAUAAAUCUGGAAAUCUGGAAGAGCAGCUUAAAACAUUACCCUUGUUUGAUUUUAUCCUAGAUAAUGUUGGUGGAUCCACUGAGAAGUGGGCUCUAGAUCUCUUGAAGAAAUGGUCAGGAGCAACAUAUGUUACUUUAGUGACACCUUUCCUGAUCAAUAUGGACAAACUUGGAGUGGCUGAUGGCAUGUUGCAAACAGGAGUCACUGUUGGUUCCAAAACUCUUAAGAUUCAACCAGUUAUUGAUGAAGUCUUCUCAUUUUCUGAAGUUCCAGAGGCCUUUCUGAAGUUGGAAGGAGGACAUGCACGUGGAAAAACAGUGAUCAAUGUAAUAAGUAGACAAUAAAGUAUCUCUAAUCAUUAUUCUGCCUGCAGUCAGUUCUUGAACAUGAAUUGGUAUGUAGUGUUUCUUUUUUAAAAGCUCAUACAGGAUGCAUAACUUACAAAUCCGGUUUUGGAAAAGCCUCUGAUUCCUUUAUAUGCUGCCUGUUAUUAAGCAGACAAGACAUACUAAUGUCUCUUAAGCAUUUCUACCUGAAAACCAUGUUAAAAAUGUAGUUGUGAAUUUUGCAGAACACCCCUCACUCUUGGGAUAAAAGGAACAGACUGCAACAUUUUCCUUAUGUUUCAGAUGUAAGUUCUGAAAUGGUGAGGCUCACUCUUAUCUACUUGUCUACAUGAAACCUGUGCUGUUUUUCCUUGGUUUUCCUACUUCUGUUUACCUUCACUAAUGUAGAUUAUUACUCAAGCUGUUUAAUUCUUAGAACUAAAUGGUCACAUCACUGUCUCAAGACUGAUAUUUUGAUCUUGUUAUGGCAACUCUCUCAUGACAUAGCUAAUUUAAAUAGAAGCAUGGAACAAAA
Molecule: messenger RNA, 1735 nt
Organism: Motacilla alba alba
Lineage: Eukaryota; Metazoa; Chordata; Aves; Passeriformes; Motacillidae
Gene: RTN4IP1
Product: reticulon 4 interacting protein 1
Exons: 8
Coding region: 139-1218 (359 amino acids)
Cellular component (GO): mitochondrion
Molecular function (GO): zinc ion binding; oxidoreductase activity
Source: RefSeq, a predicted model, not a curated record